AUGGCGAAGGAAGAUGGAUUCAAGACACAGAAGCGUGUCUCAACCGUCGCCGUCUCCGGCGGUGUUCUUCCGACGACGAUGGCGAGUGGCGGAGGAAGAAGACCACAAUUACGUGGUAGACAGAUCAAGAAGACGUUCAAUAACGUGAAGAUGACGAUUCUAUGUGGUUUCGUCACAAUCCUCGUCCUCCGUGGAACAAUCGGAGUCAACUUCGGAACUUCCGACGCCGACGCCGUUAACCAGAACCUAAUCGAAGAGACUAACCGACUUCUAGGGGAGAUCCGAUCCGAUUCGGAUCCUACCGACACAAACGAACCACCUGAUUCGGAUCUCGAUCUCAAUAUGACUUACACACUCGGACCAAAGAUCACUAACUGGGACGAACAACGUAGAACAUGGUUAACACAAAACCCAGAGUUUCCGAGUUUCGUUGGCGGGAAAGCUAAGGUUUUGCUUCUUACAGGUUCGCCUCCUAAGCCUUGUGACAAUCCGAUUGGUGAUCAUUACCUAUUGAAAUCAGUCAAGAACAAGAUUGAUUACUGUAGGAUUCAUGGGAUUGAGAUUGUUUAUAACAUGGCUCAUUUAGACAAGGAGCUUGCUGGGUAUUGGGCAAAGUUACCAAUGCUUAGGAGAUUGAUGUUGUCUCAUCCUGAAAUCGAAUGGAUUUGGUGGAUGGAUAGUGAUGCUCUGUUUACUGACAUGGUGUUUGAGAUUCCCUUGUCGAGAUACGAGAAUCAUAACUUGGUUAUUCACGGAUAUCCGGAUUUGUUGUUCGAGCAAAAGUCGUGGAUCGCUUUGAAUACUGGUAGUUUCUUGUUUAGGAACUGUCAAUGGUCUUUGAAUUUGUUGGAUGCUUGGGCUCCAAUGGGACCAAAAGGACCGAUUCGGGAAGAAGCCGGGAAGAUUCUCACCGCAAAUCUCAAGGGAAGACCGGCGUUCGAAGCUGAUGAUCAGUCUGCGUUGAUCUAUUUGCUGCUUUCACAGAAGGAUAAGUGGAUGGAGAAAGUCUUUGUGGAGAACCAGUACUAUCUUCAUGGUUUUUGGGAAGGAUUAGUGGAUAAGUACGAGGAGAUGAUGGAGAAGUAUCAUCCGGGAUUGGGAGACGAAAGAUGGCCCUUUAUUACUCACUUUGUGGGAUGCAAACCUUGUGGGAGCUAUGCGGAUUACGCGGUUGAACGUUGCUUGAAGAGUAUGGAGAGAGCAUUUAACUUUGCGGAUAAUCAAGUGCUUAAGCUUUAUGGAUUUGGUCAUAGGGGAUUGUUAAGCCCUAAGAUCAAGAGGAUCAGGAAUGAGACAACAUUUCCAUUGAAAUUUGUAAACAGGUUUGAUAUUCGAAGAUCAACACCGCUCAAGAUUGAAGCGCAGAGCUAG
Arabis nemorensis is the source of this 1371-nucleotide messenger RNA. Lineage: Eukaryota; Viridiplantae; Streptophyta; Magnoliopsida; Brassicales; Brassicaceae. The record is from the annotation of a GenBank genome assembly.